UUAGGAAAACAGCACAGUUACAAGAAGAUGCAGCCGCUGAUAUUUUUCCUUGUGUUUUCGGUUUGAAUUAAGCUAUAGUUUGUUUCUGGUAUGUUGCACGUACUGAAGAUUAAUAAGCCCAUCGAGGUCAAGCCAACUACUAGCACUUUUGUUUGUAUUACGUUAAGACAAUGGGCUAUUUUGUUUUCUAUACUUAUUUUCAUUCUUAUGGCAAUAAUUACCACUGGCACAGUCUUGGGGAGUUUACAUAAGAAACAAAUUUUACACCUUCUGGAAGACCAUAUUGAAGAAGAACGAGAUAAACAUCUAAGCGAGAGCGAUGAUAACCACAUGAGCCGCAAUGAAAUAGUUUUGCAACGUUCGGAAGGAAAUGAAUUAAGUUCCAGCAAAAUUUUCUCAAUAUGCAUGUGGUUGGCUUGGGUUAAUCUUGUCCUAGCUGCGGUUCUAGUUUACGGAGUGGCCACGAUGACAUCCAUUUAUAUCAUCCCAUGGUUGCUUAUCAGCGGCAUCACUUUCUUGCUGGCAAUUACGACAGCGAUUAUGGGCUACCUUGACCUAAUACCUGGAGUGUACAUCAGUUAUCCAGUUAUGCUGGUCUGUUUAGCUGCGUCAAUGGUUUUUAUCGAAAUGUGGUAUACAAUUGUAUUGUAUUACCUAAGUUUAGGAAGAAAUGGUUGUGCAUCACGAUUUGGAUCUCUUUCUCCAACAAUAAUCCACGCUUAUGGCGGUUAUACUCAUACCAUCAAACCUAUGCGUAGUGACCCAAACAAACCGUUAGUCUAAAUGUCAAAAAAAGAAACAUACAUUAUAACAAAAUGUUUGGUGUGUUAGAAGACGACACUCGUCCCUUGUAUGCUUCGUAGAUGUCCAAUUUAGAACAAUGACAAUAAUAAUGAGAGUCGCAUUGUAUCUUAAUGUGAACAUCUCAUUAUUAGCCAUUUGUGAUAAAUAAAUGAGUGUCCCCAAUCGUUUUCUUCCCUCUAUAAUGUAUUGGAUUGGUGGUGUCUUAUGAAAUUAUAAACUUGCACAGAUAUGCUAUUUUUCUGUGAAAUUCGAUAGAGAUGUAUUAAAUAAAUUUAAUGUAACUUA
Zophobas morio is the source of this 1089-nucleotide messenger RNA. RefSeq lists its product as uncharacterized. NCBI's taxonomy places the organism in Eukaryota, Metazoa, Arthropoda, Insecta, Coleoptera, Tenebrionidae. The transcript has 4 exons. The record is from RefSeq and is a predicted model, not a curated record. The coding region runs from base 91 to 783 and encodes 230 amino acids.